Jatropha curcas is the source of this 789-nucleotide messenger RNA. The record is from RefSeq and is a predicted model, not a curated record. NCBI's taxonomy places the organism in Eukaryota, Viridiplantae, Streptophyta, Magnoliopsida, Malpighiales, Euphorbiaceae.
AUGGAGUUUGCUCCAACACGUUUCAAGACUGUGUGUGGAAUUGCUAGGGGGCUUCUCUAUCUUCAUCAAGAUUCAAGAUUAAGAAUUAUACAUAGAGAUCUUAAACCCAGUAACGCAUUACUUGAUAAUGAGAUGAACCCGAAAAUUUCAGAUUUUGGCAUGGCCAGAACUUUUGGAGGAGAUCAGACUGAAGGAAACACUAGAAGGGUGGUUGGAACAUAUGGUUAUAUGGCGCCAGAGUAUGGCAGUGAUGGGCUAUUUUCAGUUAAAUCUGAUGUUUUUAGCUUCGGUAUCCUAAUGUUAAAGACAACUACUGGAAAGAGAAGUCGUGGAUUUUAUCACACAGACCACAGCGUUAACCUUAUUGGAUAUGCAUGGAGAUUGUGGAAUGAAGGGAAUGUCUUGGAAUUGGUGGAAUCAUUUUUAAUGGAGUCUUGCAGUUUAUUAGAAGUUAAACGAUGCAUCCAUAUCAGCCUCUUAUGCGCAUGGAGAUUGUGGAAUGAAGGGAAUGUCUUGGAAUUGGUGGAAUCAUUUUUAAUGGAGUCUUGCAGUUUAUUAGAAGUUAAACGAUGCAUCCAUAUCAGCCUCUUAUGCGUUCAACAACAUGCAGAGGACAGGCCAAGCAUGGCAUCUGUGGUUUUAAUGUUAGGCAGCAAGAAUGAACUGCCUCAGCCCAAAAGACCUGGUUUUUUUAUAGAAUCACGUCCACUAGAAACACAAUCUCCCACGAGCAAUCCAGGAUCAUCUUCAGAAAAUGAAAUUAGCUUAUCAGCGUUGCAGGGUCGAUAA